UAAUGAACCAAACCUGAUAACCCCACAUAUACUGAUAAGACCAUCAAGAAAUUUUUAAAAUUAGACUGACAAAAAUAAUUUAUAAAAUAGUUAAAUACAUAUAGAACCAGUUGUCAAUAUGUGAACAAAUAUUAUAUUUACAAAAGCCAGAAGUAUCGGUAUGUGCUAGAAGUCCAAAAGUGUAAUAGAGGAAUACAUAUCAAGGGCUGGUCUAUGCACAGUUUUUGUACUGCGCUUAAACUAUAUAUUGGUUUCUAAAUCAUUAUUUUAGUUAAAGCAAUACAAAAAACUGUGUUUAGACAAGCCCAAAGUUCUGUUUCUUAGGCCCUGUCUACACUGGCAAGUUUCUGCGCAGUAAAGCAGCUUUCUGUGCUGUAACUCCUGACAUGUACACACUGCCAAGCCACUUAGUGGCAGAAACCGUGCAGUUGUAGCACUUAAAAAAAAAACACUCCAACAAGAGGUGUAGAGCUUUCUGCACCAGGGCUACUGCACUGCAGUGCCAGUGUAAACACUGUGGUCGAUUACAGCGCUGUGAUUGGCUGCCAGGAGGUGUCCCACAAUGCCUGUUCUCACCUCUCUGGUCACUGGUUUAAACUCUACUGCCCUGUUCUCAGGUGACCAACUGUCAUCCCCACCCCAUAAAUGCCCUUGGAAUUUUGAAAGUCUCAUUCCUGUUUGCUCAGUGAUACAUGCAGUGGUCUCAGUGCAUCUUUCCAGGUAACCAUGCCUGCUCCACGCACCAGGUGAUCCGCCACUUGGAGCAAUGCUGAGCUGCUGGACCUCAUCAGUAUUUGGGUAGAGGAGGCUGUCCAGUCCCAGCUGCGCUCCAGCCAUAGGAAUUAUACCUAUGGAGAGAUUUCACGAUGCAUGACAGAAAGAGGCCAUGACUGGGACACAUUGCAGCGUAGGGUCAAAGUGAAGGAGCUGCAGAAUGCCUACCACAAAGUGCAGGACGCAAACCGCUGUUCUGGUGCUGCACCCACUAGAUGCUGGUUCUACAAAAAGCUGGACACGAUACUCAGUGGCGACCCCUCCUCCACUACAAAGACCACUGUGGAUACUUCGGUGGCUCAUGUGCCAGUUGAGAGUGGACCGAGCCACGAGGAGGAAAUCUUGGACAAGGAUGUGGAUGGAGACGGGUUCCCAGAGGCAGAGGAUGACUCAGAUCAGAGAUGCUUGCAGCCAGGAGCUCUUUUCUACCCUGGAGGAGGCUAGCCAGUUACAGCUGUCAGAGAUUGGCGAAGUGCAGACAGAAGAGGAGGCCCCUGAGAUAACCUUGGGAGCCCAGCCUCUCUCUUUGUUACUGCCGGCUGAACGGCUGCACAGAUUUAGAAAGUGGCAAAGAAGAACUAAGAAGGAUUUUCUGCAUGAUGUUAUGAUGCACUCCGCUGCUGAGAAACAGGAAUUGAAGGAGUGGCAGGACAGCGAGAAGACAGACCGAAAGGAGAACGUGGGCAUGCCAGAAUGCAGCCAUGGAGCGGCUCUUAAAGGUUAUGGAGUGCAAAGCAAACACACUGCAGGCGAUACUAACUCUUCAAACCAAACAGCUCUGCGCCCACCCUCCCCUGCAGCCGCUGUCACAAAACUCUUUCCCAUGCACCCCCCAGACACCGCCAAGACUCUUAUCAACCUCCUGGCUCCACUGCAUUCCACUCCUCCCCCCUCAAAGUCCAGCACUGCAGACUCCCACUAACCACUGCACUCAACACCCAUCCCUAUGCAGUUUGGCCCUGCUGAAGUACAGUACUUGCUGCACUGUACACUAUCCUGAGACCCCUCCUCCUCGGACCUUCCCUUCCCCAUCCCUCUCGCUGUUGCUGAUUUUUUUUUGUUUUACUCUUUCCUUCAGUUGUUGUCUUUUAAUACAAGAAUUGUGUUGGUUUGAAAGCCAUUUUUAUUCUAUUAAUUGAAAGCAAAAAGAGC
Molecule: messenger RNA, 1926 nt
Organism: Gopherus flavomarginatus (Mexican gopher tortoise)
Lineage: Eukaryota; Metazoa; Chordata; Testudines; Testudinidae
Exons: 2
Coding region: 935-1696 (253 amino acids)
Source: RefSeq, a predicted model, not a curated record